This is a messenger RNA of Oncorhynchus kisutch (coho salmon), 972 nucleotides long. RefSeq lists its product as uncharacterized. The transcript is spliced from 4 exons. The record is from RefSeq and is a predicted model, not a curated record. NCBI's taxonomy places the organism in Eukaryota, Metazoa, Chordata, Actinopteri, Salmoniformes, Salmonidae. The coding region runs from base 243 to 776 and encodes 177 amino acids.
UUAUUUUUUUGCGGACUGGGAUAAGGGAAAUACGUUAUCUAAAAGAGAAAGUGUCAAUACGAUAUUUCAAUUAAAACAAUACUAUAUUCACAUGUGGAUGUUUAUGCUAUCAAACGUUGAUAUUGAGAUUUUGCAAAGUUAAAUUGUAACUCUUUAUUCGACGUCACUCAUGACGAGGCAUAUUCUUCCGGGUUAUUUUGUCGUGCCAUGUGUUGUGGGAUCUGAGUUCUGAUUUUAGCAAAAUGAGUUCUCAAAAAGGCAACGCUUCUCGCUCGCGAGGACAGAAGCACCAAAACACGACUGCUUACAAGAACGACAAAUAUGGAGCAAGUGUUCAAGUAAAGAUAGCAAACUCAAAGGUCCACGACGGGUUGUGCCAACGCUGCAAGGAAGUUAUUGAGUGGAAAGUCAAGUACAGCAAAUACAAAUCCCUCACCCAACCCCGAACAUGUGUGAAAUGUUCUCAGAAGACCGUGAAGGAUGCUUAUCACGUCAUUUGUAAACCCUGUGCCCUGAAGCUGGAGCUUUGUGCCAAGUGUGGGAAGAAAGAGACCAUCGUAAUUCCGGUUGACAAACCGAAGCAGGAAGAGGAGGAAGACACCAGUCAAAAGAAGACAGGAUGCACUCUGAGGAAGAAAGACUUAAAUGAGUUUGACAAUGAGGAUUUUGGCAACUUGAGCAGUGACUAUGAGGACUUUGCCAGUGACUCAGGUCUUGAGAAUGCAGGAGGCAAGGCCCCUAUCGCCGAUGUGGCACAUGUUAGUUUCAAAGACUAAAGACAGCCAAACCAAGACCACCAUAACUGUACCUCUACUGUAUUAAUAUACAUUUCCUCUGAUUAUACAUACUUUUGCAUAGAAGCCUCUUCACUGUAGAUUUCACCACUCUCAUACAAUAGCCUACUUGUAUUUGGGGUUAGAACAUUAAAUGAACAAAGCCCGCUUUCAAUGAACUGUUUUGUAAUAAGUCCUA